AUGAUCGAACUUCACGGCCGCCUCACUGCGAUAGCCAAGGACGCAUCGGAGAUGGAGAAGGCCAAGAAGCUCAAUUGGACGGACGAGCGAGGACAUUGGAGAGUGCUGAAAUGGGAUCCGCAGCGGCAGGAGCUCCAGGUCGACGAAAGCAAGAUUACGGUCUCCACCGAGGACCUUCUCAAGCAGACGGUGGAGAUGCGAAAAGGAGUCACGGAGGAGGCUCUGCAACGGUUUCGGAGUUACAAGAAGAUGACCGAUCAACCGGUCACCGAAUGGAUGCAGUUUCGCUUGGAGAUCUCAUUCCGACCCCUUUGGAGAUCCAGUCUGGAAUACACUACAGACGUGGGUAGGUCAGGCGGCAUGGCAUCUCUUCGGCUGUCGUCUUCGGCGCGAAAGGCCCCAAUACAACGGCUUAGUCGAACAGGUGAGACAUGGGAUGUGAUUCGUGGUGCGAGCCUCAGUCUCAGCGCCAUCCUUCAGCUUAGCCUUCACAAUACCAGCAAUCUGUGCUACCUUAACACAGCUGUGCUCACGCUCGCAUGGGCCACCUCUACACACUACACUCCUGUUUUAAUGCCCUGGCAACGCGCCCUCGGCAUAAUCAAGCUCUUCAGGUCACACAACUUAUGCAAUGGCGACUGCUCCUUGGGCAAUGGCCUCAGCUUGGCAGACAGCAUGACAUUUGCGAGUUCCUUGCAUAUUUGCUGCCUAGGAGUCUCUUUCUGA
This is a messenger RNA of Symbiodinium sp. CCMP2592, 726 nucleotides long. The record is from the annotation of a GenBank genome assembly. Lineage: Eukaryota; Dinophyceae; Suessiales; Symbiodiniaceae.